CGUUCCCGGCGCCGCCUCCGCCUCCGCCUCCGACGACCCCGGCUAAGACUGCAUCUCCGUCAAGGUCCGCAUCUACGCAUGGAUUCGCCGCUCCACAUCGAUUCUCCACCACUCAUGGAAAAGGGCGACAAAGAGAAUAUCCGCCAAGACCGCAACAUUAUGUCCGGUUGCCCGACCCUGCACAGGGAGGGGGCUGUCUCUACAAAGAGGAAGAAGAAGCCCGGGGGGUUCAACCUCAGGAAGAGCAUCGCAUGGAACCCGGCUUUCUUCACCGAAGAAGGCGUUUUAGAUAAUUCGGAGCUUUCUGUGCUCAGUGGCUCCCAAAUGAAGCCAAGCAGGAGCCCUGGCUCAGGGGUUGGUGGUACCGUUUCCCCGUUGUGUAGGGUUGGGAGAACUGGCAGUGCAUCCAUACUGAAGGAUGUCGCAGAGAGUUCCCGUGGCAAAUUGCUUGUGAAGUAUCGUAGCGCCGAGAACAAGGGAAGGAAAUUGUUUUCUCCUGCAAAAAUUUCCGAGCGGGUUGAACAGAGAGAACUUCCGGAAAAGCAGGAUAAGAGUACGAAGAAGGCGUCAAAUUCAAAUGCUACAACUCAAAUGAUAAGAACACCCAAAAAGUCAUUGCAGCCUUCUAUCCCUAUGGUCCCUAAAAGUACCUUAUCAGCGACAAAUAUCUGCAAAUCAAACACAAAGUUACCUCCAGUUAAAACCGAUCACCCAAGUAGAGUGGAGGCACUCCAGCUAAAGUCGAAGAUUAAGCCUACAUCUUCAACUAAAUCCUCUGGACUUACCACAGAGAAGGAUGUGGAGCCUGUUACAGCCCUCCAUGGAGAAGGCAGUAGUUCUAGGAAAUGUGCAAGUUAUUCAACAUAUACACAAAAUAGGCCCUCCAGUUUCAUUGGUGUCCCUGCAUCAACUUCUGCUAAACCAUCAGCACUUCGCAUGCCUUCACCUUCAGUUGGUUUUUUCUCUCAGGAAAAGGCUCUUGUGUCACAUGGUGAUGCUGCUCAAGGAAACACAAAGAGCUGUGUUACUCGAAAUACUUCAUCACUUGCAAAGCCUCCCAGAUAUAAGCAGUCUGAGUAUGUAAAUAGCAGGCUAUCUCAGACUCCUGUAUCAAAUGGUGAUACUGCUCAAGGAAAUGCAAAGGUCUGCUUUACUAGAACUACGUCAGCACUUGCAAAGCCUCCUAGAUAUAAGCAGCCUGAGGAUUUGAAAAGCAGACUCUGUCUUACAGCGCAGCUGCCAACCAAUUGCCCUACCAAUUCAGAGCCGGUUGUGCAUCCUGCAAUCAACACUUUGGUCUCUUCAUUACCUGCUCUAGAGCAUGGCAAUGUGUGUUCUGGGAAAGAAUCCUUGUCAGAAGGUAUAACAACGUGCUCAGCAAAUUCAAGAAAUGCAAAUACUGAACCAACGCAGAAGGUUGAUUGCUUCUCUGCUGGAAGUGGAGCUACUACACAAUCACCUGGUUCAGAAAAGAAUAGUGGUUCCAGAAAUGGCAUGCCAAAUGUGGAUAUUGUUGCAUCACAUGUAGCAGAAGGGGGCAUUAUGAACAGAACUGAACCUAGUGAGGAUUCCCACUCCCUAAAAUCUAUUUGCCCCUCAACCAUUGAGCAUGUUGAGGAUUCCUGUUCUCAUGAAGCCGCCAUCGGCUCAAUGAAACCUAUUGCUGCGAGUAUAUUGUCAUCGUCUUGCAAUUCUGAAUUGCGCACCCUUGACGGUUUCAUUUAUGAAAGUAAGUCAGAAAAUUGUGCUGGUGUAGCAAUUGACCUGGAAAAUUCUCUUUCUGGAGAGACAAUGGUCUCAGUUUCUUUCUCAGAAGGCAACAGUUGCACUUCAGGUCCUGACUUCUUGCGAGAUUUUGAUUCCUGCAAUCAACAACGUACUGAAUCUUCCACUAUGAAAUCAGUAGAGUCUACAACAUGGGAAGAUCGGGUGCCACAGUGUGGUAAUUCAGUUGAUAUAAAACCAGCUUCAGCUGAUGGUACAGCAGAUUUGCCUGCUUCCUUUUGUAAUGAAGCCCAACCUAAUUCAUCAGACAAACCAAAUACUGAUGGUAGUGUCAACUUUGAGUCAGAUAGUCCAUUGAUUGGCAAGGAAGCUCAGCUCUUAGUAGGGUGUGAUUGUGACAACGAUUAUAGGCGUACAGAAUGCCUCCCUAUAGAACCAGAAGCACCUGUACCUUGUGCUGAUUUUAGUGAUCUAAAAGAAGUCACAGUAGAUUUUAGGACAGAAACACAUGAUUCUUUGGCAGUGGAAAGACAGCCUCUUUUAUUGGAAGAACCCAAUGCUGAAGAAGAUAUGGAUAUUGACUCAGAUAGUCCACUGAUUAGCAAGGAAGUUCAGCUGUUAAUAGGGUCUGAAUACGACCAUGAUUAUAGGAGUACAGAAUGUCCACCUAUGGAACCAGGAGCACCUGUGCCUUGUACUGAUUUUAGUGAUUCAAAAGAAGUCGUGAUUGACUGUAAGACAGAAACACAUGAUUCUUUGCCAGUGGAAAGACAACGGGUUUUAUUGGAAGAAGCAAAUACUGAAGACGAUAUGGAGCUUGACAAAAACGAGUUGUUAACUCUAGAGGAUCCAUCACCUAUAGGAAAGACCAAGGCAGUGCACAGACCAGGCACAAAUACCAUCAUAAAAAAUCAUCUAAAACAAUUGGUACCAUUUUCGGAAGAAUGGCUUGCUGCCAUGGAGGCUUGCGGGGAGAAACGUUAG
Molecule: messenger RNA, 2709 nt
Organism: Lolium rigidum
Lineage: Eukaryota; Viridiplantae; Streptophyta; Magnoliopsida; Poales; Poaceae
Exons: 11
Coding region: 79-2709 (876 amino acids)
Molecular function (GO): microtubule binding
Source: RefSeq, a predicted model, not a curated record